Nothoprocta perdicaria is the source of this 1295-nucleotide messenger RNA. It is a transcript of the gene EFHD1, whose product is annotated as EF-hand domain family member D1. The record is from RefSeq and is a predicted model, not a curated record. Bases 43 to 747 code for a protein of 234 amino acids. Lineage: Eukaryota; Metazoa; Chordata; Aves; Tinamiformes; Tinamidae. Gene Ontology annotation, molecular function: calcium ion sensor activity. The transcript has 4 exons. Gene Ontology annotation, cellular component: mitochondrial inner membrane.
CGGCGGCUCCAGCGGCGCGCGGGGCGAGCGACGUUGCCGGCCAUGGCCUCGGAGGAGCUGGCGCAGAAGCUGCAGCGGCGGCUGCUGCUGGAGGAGAGCGGCCCGGCGGCUGAGGGGGAACCGGGCGCGGAGCCGGCCGAGGAGCCGGCCGAGGAGCGGAGCUGCCUCACGGCCAACGCGGACUCGGAGCUGAGCGCUAAGCUGAGUCGGCGGCAGGACAUCAACGAGGGCGCGGCGCGGCCGCGGGCCGCCGCCGUCUUCAAUCCUUACACGGAGUUCAAGGAGUUCAGCAGGCGGCAGAUCAAGGACAUGGAGCGCAUGUUCCGCCUGUAUGACUCUGGACGGGAUGGGUACAUCGACCUCAUGGAGCUGAAGCUGAUGAUGGAGAAGCUGGGAGCCCCGCAGACCCACCUGGGCCUGAAGAACAUGAUCAAGGAAGUGGAUGAAGACUUCGAUGGGAAGCUCAGCUUCCGUGAGUUCCUGCUGAUUUUCCAUAAAGCGGCAGCUGGGGAGCUCGAGGAGGACAGUGGCCUGAUGACACUUGCAAAGCUGUCGGAGAUAGAUGUCUCCAUCGAAGGAGUCAAGGGAGCCAAGAACUUCUUUGAAGCUAAGGCUCAAGCUCUGUCUUCAGCCAGUAAGUUUGAAGCGGAGAUAAAAGCUGAGCAGGAUGAGCGGAAGCGGGAAGAGGAGGAAAGGAGAAACCGCCGAGCAGCUUUCAGGGAGCUGAAGUCUGCGUUUAGCCAGUAGCAGACUGGCCAACAUAGGCUCUGAGAUUGCACAUGACUUGGUACGUUUCCCAGAUCAGGGUUCUACCUGGAGAGUACUGCCUGGAUCCUGCCUGAAACUUGUUACAGCUUCUGUAGCCUUCCUCUCUGAAGAUCCUUCUGAAUUGCUAAGGACGCAACUCUUGCAGUUACUGUGCACUUGCAACAGUGUGAACCGUAAGAGCUGUGUAUGUGCUGUUUGCUCAGAACCACCAGAAGCGCAUCAUCCAGAAGCUGAAACAGCAAGUAGCAAAUCAUGGGUGAGCACUGACAAGUGUUGUUUGCCUACUUCAUUCUUUCCUCCUUUUCUAUGCACCAUUUCCUCGUAACUCCUUACUAAUUCAUUCCUUGCUUACAGGCAAGUAGUGAGGUCUUGUGUGAAUCAGGGUGUAYGAAGUACAGAUGUGUUUCCUGUAUGUUUGUACUGCUGUUGGGUGUUGUCACACAUCCUUGACUCUUCCCCUUGUCCUCCUCAAAGCCCUGUGCCACAGGCACUGUGAAAACACUGUGAAGAGAGAGAGAGAGAGUUAC